UGCACGUUUAAUUUUUCUAGCACUUUUGCAUUUUUUAAGUUCAUUAAUCAUGCGCUGUUAUUUAAGUGUAAAAACACAGGUGUGAUUCUGCAGGAUGGAGGACAAGUACAUAUCCAGGGAACUGACAUACAUACAUAUAUAUAUAAAUAACUUAAGCCAAAAUUACAAGGACCGUAUAAGUUAACAGAUCUUACUGCUCACCUGAACCUUCUCACGUACCCAAAGGUCAGUUUUACUUUUUUCACAAUUUGUCCAAGAGCCCAAGGCGUGCAAUCCAGUGACGUGAGCGUAGGCUCCAGCGGCGCUGAGGAGCGCAGGACCCCAGGCGGUCCCCGCGGGGCGUUGGUGGGUAUUGAAUCCCCUAGCCCGGGUUGCUAAGGCAGGCGCAGUCUCCCGCCCCGCGCCAGUGCAGGCACUGCAGUCGGGGUCCGCAGCGCCGUAGGUAAUGGAGCACCUGCCGCGGGGCAUCAUGGGGUGUGUAGUCCCGGCCCUCAGGGCAGUGUGGGUAGCGCUGGCUGGAGCUAGCCGGACGCUCGCCGCGCGCUGGCCGUCCUUCCCGCCCGUGGUGAGCGAGCCAGCCCCCGGCUGCCGGCUUCUCGAGCAGAAGGCCAGCUCUGCCUCUGCAGCUUGACUCUGUCUAGGAAGAGCGCUCAGCACACCAGGAAUAUGGUCCCGGGGCUCCUGACGACAAGAGAUGAGGCAUUCAUGGCCUUCAGGGAUGUGGCUGUGGCCUUCACCCAGAACGAGUGGCAACUGCUGAGUCCUGCUCAGAGGACCCUGUAUCGGGAGGUAAUGCUGGAGAACUACAGCCACUUGGUGUCUCUGGUAGGCGUUGCCUUUUCCAAACCAAAACUCAUCACACAACUGGAGGAAGGGGAUGAGCCCUGGAGAGAGGAGAGUGAAUGUCUUCUGGGCGUUUGUCCAGAAACAAGAACAGAACUCCAGCCAUGUCCUUCCUGCCCAGUGGCCUUUUCCAGUCCACAGUUUCUCAGACCAUCUGUGCUGUGCAGUCAGCCCUCUCAAGUCUUCCCAAGCUCUUCUGUGGGGAAAUACUUCCCACUAGAGGCUCCAGACUGCAUGAGUGAGAAGGCCGAAGAUGGGGAGAGAAAAGCCUCUGGCACUGUGUUGCUGAGGCUGCAGCCAAGUGGGACUUCCAGGAUGCUCUUCAGCCUGUCUCAGGGUCAGCGGGUAGAUCGGGUGGAAGGCAGCGUUCAUGGAGGACUGGAGCAGGGCAUGAGCGCUGAGGAGGCAGACAUGUCCGGUGCUGGAGCAGCCGCCCACGGGAGCUGUAGACUAGGACUUGGCAGGACAUCCUGCCUCUUUGGCCUGCAGACGCAUCAUGAGUGCCCUGAAUGCGGCAGAGGCUUCUGCCAGAGGUCGGACCUCACCAAGCACCAGAAGACGCACUCAGGGGAGAAGGCUUAUAGUUGUGGGGAAUGUGGGCGAGGCUUUCAACAAAAGAUCGCCCUCAUCUUGCACCAGAGGACACACUUGGAGGAGACGUCCUUCAUGUGUCCCGAGUGUGGGAGAGGCUUUUGCCAAAAGGCAUCGCUCCUCCAGCCCCGGAGCUCACAUUCAGGGGAGAGGCCCUUCCUGUGCCCAGAGUGUGGGUGCAGCUUCAGGCACCAGUUGCUGCUCCUCAAUCACCAGGUCACACACUCAGGGGAGAAGCCUUAUGUCUGUGCCGAGUGUGGGCGUGGCUUUCGCCAGAAGGUCACCCUCAUCAGACACCAGAGGACGCACACAGGGGAAAGGCCUUACCUGUGCCCCGAGUGUGGGCGUGGCUUUCGCCAGAAGGUCUCCCUCAUCAGACACCAGAGGACACACACAGGGGAGAGGCCUUAUGUCUGUGCCGAGUGUGGGCAUGGCUUUAGCCAGAAAGUCAACCUCAUCAGACACCAGAGGACGCACACAGGGGAGAGGCCUUACCUGUGCCCCGAGUGUGGCUGCACCUUUGGCUUCAAGUCACUCCUCACCAGACACCAGAGGACUCACUCAGUGGUGGCGACUGAUGUGCAUGGAGUGUGUGAGCAGGGACUUGGCCAGAAGUCCCACCUUGCCUCUGACCAGAGGACACACUCAGGAGGGAAGCCAUGUGUGUGUGGUGAGUGUGGGCGCAGCUUUGGCUUCAACUCAGCCCUCAUCAGACACCAGCGCACCCAUUCGGGGGAGAAGCCAUAUGUGUGCAGAGAGUGUGGCCGUGGCUUUAGCCAGAAGUCUCACCUCCACAGGCAUAGGAGGACCAAGUCUGGCCAUCAUCUCCUGCCACAAGAGCUGUUCUGACCUUUCCUUUCCUCUCCUGGGGUGUGAAGAUGACAGAAAUUGCUUGGAAACAUUCUGCUUUCCUCAGAUGCAGUGGAGCAAAAAAUAUAUUGCAUUCUUUCAGUGAUCAUAAAAUCAUUGAUUUAUGGUU
Molecule: messenger RNA, 2413 nt
Organism: Manis javanica (Malayan pangolin)
Lineage: Eukaryota; Metazoa; Chordata; Mammalia; Pholidota; Manidae
Gene: ZNF169
Product: zinc finger protein 169
Biological process (GO): regulation of DNA-templated transcription
Source: RefSeq, a predicted model, not a curated record